UUCUCAUAAUAUAGACUUUAAGUCCAUGCAUGCUUCUCUACACACUAAUUUUUUUUUAAAUUUAUUAUGUUGUUCUGCAUCCGCAAGACCCCGAUCUCACUGUGGAAUUUCAGAUUUCAGGGUGUUUUAUAUUUCAUCUGUUUCUAAAUUCUACCUCUUCUUGGUUUUUGUCUUGUUUAAACGGCCCAGAUUUCUCUGCCUCAAUCCCUUCUAUAUUUACGCCCAAAUUACAAAGCCCAUAUUAUUGCUUGUGCUACCACUCCCUUACGGUUCUGACUAAAGGAAAGAAUGUUAAGAUUCACUUUUCCCAACUCUGCCUCCUGCAAUCUGUGAAGGGAAACUGAAACUUAUAAUGAACCUAAGACUGAAAACGAAACCGAAAUCCACUCGCUUGGUAUAAGAGCGGCUGCGGAGGCGCUGAUCUUGGCUCCCCUUCCAGCUUCCACUCGGUUUGCCAUUUUUAUUAAUAACUGCCAUUUAAAGGUGCUGAAGUAAAGAAAACUUGCUAUACUUAAUAUUUACCGGUUAUGACCAGAGGCUCAUAGAGCAGCAAGAAUGGAAAAAUACACAAAGUUUUUAAAGAAAAUUUCACAGUUAAUUUUGGAGGAAAUACCAAAAGCCGAAUAUUCCAGUUUAUUCAAUGAUUUUGUUGAAUCUGAAUUUUUUCUGAUUGAUGGAGAUUCACUACUUAUCACAUGCCUACGUGAGAAAUCAUUAAACUGGGGGCAGAAUCUCCACUUCUUCUAUCUGGUGGAACGCUAUCUUGUGGAUCUUAAGAGUAAGGGAGGACAAUUUGCCAUCGUUUUCUUCAAGGAUGCUGAAUAUGCAUAUAUCAGUUUUCCUGAACUUCUUCCUUUGAGAAGCGCUUUAAUUCUUCAUCUUCAGCGUAAUACCACCAUUGAUGUGCAAACUGAAUUUUCAGGAUGCUUAUCACAAGAGUGGAAAUGUUUCUUGGAAGAGCGUUACCCGUAUUUCCUGAUAGUUUCAGAGGAAGGCCUGAAUGAUGUACAGACACACCUUUUCAACUUUUUAAUCAUACAGUCCUGGGCAAUGAAGGUCCAUGUUGUGCUUUCUUCAGGACAAGUCUCUGAUAUUCUCCGACUUUAUGCGUACCUUAUGCCAAGCAAGUAUAAAAACCAAACGUUUUUCAAGAAGAGUGAAAAGAUGGUGGAAGGUGCUUACAAAACCCUGAUGGAACAAUUGGAAGACAGUAGAGUUUUAACAUUAGCACCUCUUUUUAGAGAUGUUACAUGGACAAAUAUGAUGGAAGAGGCAUGUAAGAGUUUGUCUCUGCUUAAGGAGCUCUGGCCAGAAGGAUCUGACAUCCGGCGUGUUCUUUGCGUUACUUCCUGCUUCCUGUCGUUGAGUAUGUACCAUCAUUUUUUACUGAACAGAAAGGAGACCGCGUCAGAUCAGGUGACUAAUAACUGCCCAGCCCUGCAGAAUGUGGAGGAUUUGUGUAGAAUGCAUUGCCUCAGUGUGGCUUGUCUGCUCCACUUACCUCUUUCUCAAAGAGCUCGUGCUAGAUUCAUCACUUCCCAUUGGAUUAAGGAAGUUAAUUCUUUCUUUAAAAUGAAAAAGUGGUGUGAGCAUUUCAUCCUAAAUAAUAUAGAUAUUUUUGAGAAUCUGAAUUUAACUCAUCUUUCUGACUUAAGUGAUGAGCCUUUGCUGAAGAAUAUUGCUUUUUACUAUGAAAAUGAACAUGUGCAAGGCCUACAUUUGAAUUUGGAAAGUGCCAUUGCAAAGGAGUAUGAAUAUCUCUGGAAUACUGUGUCAAACCUGGUUGAAGGGUAUGAGGUUGGAAAGCCACUUCCUCUGCGAACAACCAAACUUCAUUUUCUCAAAAAGAAUCCUUCACCCAUUAAAGAAAGCUUCAAGGUAAAGAUGCCUAAUUUGGGUUUUAUUCCAGUGUCGUGUAAGCUGGUUGAUGAGUUUGUUGGAGACAUUUUAAAAGAUUUGCCUUUUCUGAAGAGAGAUGAUCCUACUGUUGCUUCCCUGGUUAAACAGAAGGAAUUUGAUGAACUUGUGCACUGGCAUUCCCACAGACCUCUGAGUGAUGAAUAUGACCAGGCCAAGUGUCAAUUUGAUGAACAUUCUAGAGAUCCUCGUGUUCUUAGAUCCAUGCAAAAGUUUCAUGUUUUUCAACGAUUUUACGGGAAUUCAUUAGAAUCAGUCUCUUCAAAAGUCAUUGUAACUCAAACCCUCAAGCUGAAGAAGAAUUUCAGUGGACCCCAAAGCAAAAAGACCCAUGAGACAAAAGCUGAAAUAAUCACUAGAGAAAAUAAGAAGAGGUUGUUUGCCAAGGAAGAACAGAAAGAAGAGCAAAAAUGGAAUUCUCUGUCAUUUUCAGUUGAACAGGAACUGAAAGAGAAUUUAAAUUCUGGAAUAAAGAACCUGGAAGAUUUUUUGAAGUCAUGUAAAAGUAAUUCAGUGAAAUUUCAAGUUGAAAUGGUGGGGCUAACUGCCUGCUUGAAAGCGUGGAAAGAACAUUGCCAAGGUGAAGGUAAAAGCUCAAAAGAUUUAAGUAUCGCUGUUCAAAUGAUGAAAAGGAUCCACUCCUUGAUGGAUAAAUACCCAGAACUUUUGCAAGAGGCAGAUCAUCAGUUCAUAGCCAAAUGCCUUAAGUAUUUAGGAUUUGAUGAGUUGGCAAGUUCUUUACAUCCAACCCAGGUUUCAGGAGAGGAGAUAAAGGAGAAGAAAAAGAAUAAAUAUUCAGUUGACAUUGGACCUAUUCGAUUUCAACUACAAUUCAUGGGCCAUUAUUUGAUACGAGAUGAGAGAAAAGAUCCAGAUCCCAGAGUCCUGGAUUUUAUUCCUGACACAUGGCAGCGAGAGCUCCUGGAUGUUGUGGAUAAUAAUGAGUCAGCAGUGAUUGUCGCCCCAACGUCCUCGGGCAAAACCUAUGCUUCUUACUACUGCAUGGAGAAGGUGCUGAAGGAGAGUGAUGACGGUGUGGUUGUGUAUGUGGCACCAACAAAGGCCCUUGUGAAUCAAGUGUCAGCAACUGUUGAAAAUCGUUUUUCCAAACACCUGCCAAGUGGUGAAGCUCUAUGUGGUGUUUUUACAAGGGAGUAUCGUCAUGAUGCCCUCAACUGUCAGGUACUUAUUACAGUGCCUGCCUGCUUUGAAAUUCUGCUCCUUGCUCCUCAUCGCCAAAAAUGGGUGAAAAAGAUCAGAUAUGUUAUAUUUGAUGAGGUGCAUUGUCUUGGUGGAGAAAUUGGAGCAGAAGUCUGGGAGCACCUCCUUGUCAUGAUCCGAUGCCCCUUUUUGGCCCUUUCUGCUACAAUAAGUAACCCUAAACAUCUCACUGAGUGGCUACAAUCAGUAAAACGGUACUGGAAGCAGACAGACAAUACAAUCGGAGAAAAUUCUGCUUCUAAGAGAAAGACUGGCUCUCAUUCCAAUGUUCACAAAGACUCCUCGCAAAUGAAACAAUCAUAUAAAGUUAGACUUGUCCUCUAUGAAGAGAGAUACAAUGAUUUAGAGAAGCACGUAUGUUCCGUGAAAGACGAUGAUGUUUGUUUUGAUCAUUUUCACCCGUGUGCUGCACUCACAGCAGAUCAUAUUGAAAAGUAUGGAUUCCCUUCUGAUCUUAGCCUCUCACCUCGAGAAAGCAUCCAGCUUUAUGACACCAUGGUUGAAGCCUGGAAAACUUGGCCCAGAGCUCAGGAAUUGUGUCCAGAGGAAUUCAUUCAUUUUAAGAACAAAAUAGUCAUUAAGAAGUUGGAUGCUAGAAAAUAUGAAGAGAGCUUAAAGGCAGAAUUAACCAACUGGAUUAAAAAUGGCCAAAUAGAGCAGGCCAAAAUGGUACUGAGGAAGCUUAGACCAGAUAAAAUUGAUAAUUCAGAAGACAUGGUACAAAUGUUUCCACUUCUUGUUGAGAAACUAAGAAAAUUGGGGAAGUUACCUGCACUGUUUUUUAUAUUCAAUUUAAGAGUUGUAGAAGAAAGGGCUCUAAGUGUAAAUGCUUUUCUGGAGGACAAGCAGGAGACAAAAAGGCCUCCCAAAGCUGAUAAAGAGGCCCACGACAUGGCUAACAAACUUCGAAAAGUUAAGAAAUCCAUGGAGAAGCAAAGGAUAGUAGAUGAAAAAAGUCAGAAAAAGCCCAGAAAAAUGGAUCAAAGCUUAAUACUUGAAGCUGAACGUAAUAAUCUACUGAAGAGUCUGGAGAAGAACCUGGGAAUUCCUCAGGACUGCACAUAUGCUGAUCAAAAAGCAAUAGACAUUGAGAGUUUGCAGGUGGUGUUUGAUCGAGUAAAAUUCCAAAGAAAAGGUGAAGAACUGAAGGCUUUGGCAAAAAGGGGCAUUGGAUAUCAUCACAGCUGUAUGAGCGCCAAAGAAAAACAGUUAGUUGAGAUUCUCUUCAGGAAAGGAUUCAUUAGAGUGGUGACAGCUACAGGGACGCUCGCGUUAGGAAUCAACAUGCCUUGUAAAUCUGUGGUUUUUGCUCAAAACUCAGUCUAUCUGGAUGCUUUAAAUUACAGACAGAUGUCUGGACGUGCUGGAAGACGAGGUCAAGACCUGCUGGGAGAUGUGUAUUUUUUUGAUAUUCCACUACCCAAAAUAGAAAAGCUCAUAAAAUCCAAUGUUCCUGAGCUGCGAGGACAGUUCCCUGUCAGCAUAACCCUGAUCCUGAGGCUCAUGCUGCUGGCCUCCAAGGCGGAUGACCCGGAGGACGCCCAGGCCAAGGUGCUGUCGGUGCUAAAGCAUUCAUUGCUGAGCUUCAAGCAACCCAGAGCCAUGGAGAUGUUAAAGCUUUACUUCAUGUUUUCUUUGCAGUUCCUGGUGAAAGAGGGCUAUUUAGAUCAAGAAGGUAAUCCGAUGGGGUUUGCCGGACUGGUAUCACAUUUGUUUUAUCAUGAACCUUCCAACCUUGUUUUUGUCAGUUUUCUUGUGAGAGGCCUUUUCCAUGAUCUCUGUCAGCCAACCCGGGAAGGCUCAAAACACUUUUCUCAGGAUGUUAUGGAAAAGCUAGUGUUAGUAUUAGCACAUCUGUUUGGAAGAAAAUAUAUUCCAGCAAAGUUCCAAGAUGCUGCUUUGACGUUUCAUCAAUCAAAGGUGUUCCUUGAUGAUCUCCCUGAGGAUUUUAAUGCUGCUUUACACGAGCAUAACAUGAGCGCGACAAAGGACUUUGCCUCUUUCCUACUUAUUGUCUCCAAACUGGCUGAUAUGAAACAGGAAUAUCAACUCCCAUUGUCCAAUAUCGAUUUCGCAGGUAAAGAAUGUGAAGACUCCCAGCUUGUGGCUCACUUGAUGAAUUGUAAGGAAGGGAGGAAAGCCAUUUCACCAUUUGUUUGCCUUUCUGGGAGCACAGAUGUUGAUUUGCUUCAACCACAGGCUAUAGACAAUGUCGUUCUGCGCACAAUAGGUAUCAGCGGCAAUCAGGCUCCUGUGCUGUGGCCACAACAAAUUGAUAACAAAGGAGGAAUAAUGCCACUAAAUGCUUAUGCACUUGAUUUCUAUAAACAUGGUUCCUUGAAAGGAUUAGUCCAGGACAACAGGAUACUUGAAGGUGAAGCUUACUCAUUACUGAAAGAUUUUGCACUCACAAUUAAAUCUAUCAGCGUUUCCUUGCGUGAACUCUGUGAAAAUGAAGAUGACAACGUGGUCUUAGCAUUUGAACAACUGAGUGCAGACUUUUUUGAAAAAUUUAACAAAAUCUAAAACAAGAUCUCCUCCAAACUACUUAAAAUAUUGCCACGGGUGUUUUUAAAGUCAUAUUUUAUGAUUAUCAGGGCUUUGCCAGAAAUACAUAUUUGGGGCUCUAUGACAUGAAAAGAGCAAGCAUUUUGAAGUCAGAGCUAUGAUCAGACUGGCCAUGUUCUAUCAUGUGUACCCUUGGACAAACUAUUGAAUACCUCUGAGUCUCCGUGUCUUUAUAUAAUUGACUAAUAAUGCUUACUUUCCAGGUAGCUUGAGGAUUGAUUAAGAAAAAUGCAUGGAAAAAAACUUGCAUAGAAUAAUAGAUCAAUAAAUGGUAGUUUUGUUAUAUUUUUAGUACUUUGAAGUUAUUUAUAGUUGAAUUUUAAUUUCCAAAUUUAACAUUUUUAAUUAUGCCCCUACUUUAUUGAGGACCCAUGUUAAUACAAGACAAUCAGUUAAGUAUAUAUGCAUUAGUUAUGGAAGAAGAAAAAAAAUAACAUUGAGUCUGCAAGGGACACACUGCUCUCUUUCGGAAGAAGAAUCUGAGACUUGAAGUAUCUUUCUAGCGUCAGUGAUAGCUUUACUGUGAGUCACCCAGGUUGCCUCUUUAGACUUCUCAAAGAUCAUCAGCACAACUUUCUCAUUCUUGGCAGUGGUUAAGGAUUUGUACGUGACUGAAGAACGGUUUUCACUCUGUGAGGACUAAGCGAAUACUAAAUUCUUAUUAUUUUUCUCCUCAGUGUCAUAAUUUGUAAAAGGUCUCCUAAGGGUAGAAUAAGUGAUUAAAGUAAUCUAAAGGUGAAAUACAUUCUUUUAAUAUAAUCACUUAAAUGUGAUUCCAUGAUGCAUGCAUAGCUAUCAAAUAUUUUUAAAAUAUAAAAUUUUUAGUCUAAAUGAGUAUUUUGUUACAAAUUCUGUGAUGCUUUAAAGAAAACAUAUAGCUAAUGAUUUUACUUUGUUUUAAUUGUAUAUAAUAUAGAACUGGGAAACUAUAAAGAAAGACAAUGAGUUCCAUCUAUUUACCACUGGUCUCUGUGUGUUAAUGUAAGCGUCUGUCACGGUGUUUGCAAAUACGUGUGCAUUUUAUAUAUAAUAGUUGAUAUAUAACUGUUUCCUUCCCUAGCCGAAGCCUCAGGUCACAGUUGUGGAAUCUAUUUUAGACUCUUAACUUGAAUUGAGAGCAUUUUAUUUUCUUAGCAAAAGGCGUCUCUCAUCUAAUACACAGAUGUCUUACUGAAAGAACAUAAUUGUAUGACAUUAUUUAUAAAUAGGUUACACUGACUGAGAAAAAUACU
Trichechus manatus latirostris (Florida manatee) is the source of this 6938-nucleotide messenger RNA. RefSeq names its product DExD/H-box helicase 60. The transcript is spliced from 38 exons. Gene Ontology annotation, cellular component: cytoplasm. The record is from RefSeq and is a predicted model, not a curated record. NCBI's taxonomy places the organism in Eukaryota, Metazoa, Chordata, Mammalia, Sirenia, Trichechidae. Bases 556 to 5664 code for a protein of 1702 amino acids. Gene Ontology annotation, molecular function: ATP binding; single-stranded RNA binding; double-stranded RNA binding. Gene Ontology annotation, biological process: defense response to virus.